AUGAUAACCAGAAAAAAUCUUUUGACUCCCUACGUCGUUCUCCCAGUGGAUCUCCAGGAUUCUCGUUUCGCAGCCCUUUAUCUCGCCUCGAUCCUCCUCGUCUUACCCAUCUCUUUAACUGUAGCAUGUAAUAAGAUACUCUUAACUCCACUAUACAACAGUCUCCCUUUGACUCUAAACCGCGAAUUCUUGUACAUCCUCGUAGCUUCCCUCCCAACUUUGCUGUACUGGCGUCUCACUCUACAUUCACCCGCCCGAUACGCCAUUUCCGCCAGGGUAUGUUUUAGUGUUAUCGCCGCUUCAACCGAAUUCGCAUCUAUCUUCGGCAGGCGAAUAGGAGGUAACUUAGGGACCACGUUUGGUCCAGUGUGGGGAGGUUUUCUAUCACGAUUUAUCCUCGGAGCGGGAGUAAUGGGAGGAGGUAUAUCUUUUGCUUUGCUUUGCUUUGAUCAUAUUUCUCCUCUCCGUCCAUCAAACUCGCCAUUCGACCAACAUCGUCAUCUGUUACAGCUAUUAGCGCAAGCAACAGCUUAUGCUGUUCAUAUUUGGUUAGCCGAGAGAAUGGCUUCAGAUCUGUUAUCAUCUCGCUGGUUGAUAUCAUUCAAUCCUGAGAAAAUAAUUCUCGUCAUUUCUAUCGUCUUAACCACAUGUUCCUUUUUUCUCAUGCCGAGCACCUCACCUUCCUUCCCGGAUCGUCUCGAAAGAUAUAUCACUACCAGACGCAGUCUGACUCCCACCACAAAACGUAAUCUGAACUCGAUACUCUCGCGCCUCCCAUCUCGAGGUAGUACACUUUUAUUGGCAUUUCGGAUCCCUCUCAUUCUCUUAGCGUUGAGAACACAAUUCCUCCGUCCUCUACCACCUUACGUCGCUAUCGAAGGUAAUCUCCGUAUACUAUCUUCUGAACGAGGUAUAACGGGACAGGUGGUAGUGGCGGAAAAUAUAAAAGAGGGAUAUAGAUUUCUAAGAUGUGAUCAUUCCACUCUUGGAGGUCGAUGGGUGAGACAUACUCCAAACAAAUCCGGUGAAAAUACUCAAUUUGGUGAUUCCGUAUUUGCCGCAUUUGCAUUGCAGGAAGUUGCUUUACUAGCGAAUAGACAUAAACAGGACGAUGGGCUCGCACGGACUCUGGAAUUGACAACGGACAUCGAAUUAGACUUGGAGAGUUUUACCCAAAGUGAAGAGAAUGAUAGAGCUUUGAUAAUUGGUUUGGGAGUGGGCAUAGCAGCGAACACUUUUGUGAAACGUAGUUUGAAUGUCGACAUAGUAGAAAUCGACCCAUUGGUCUAUACAGCCGCCGAAAAAUACUUCGACCUCCCACCUCCCACUUCCAAAUACAUCAUGGACGGAACCAUCUUCGUCCAUUCUCUCGCCACACUCUCGCGAGAGGGACAAUGGAACGGAACGAAAUAUUCUUAUGUUAUACAAGACUGUUUCUCAGGAGGUGUGGUGACUUCAAGUUUGUUCACAAAGGAGUUUUGGGAAGAUUUGAAGGAAAUCAUGUUACCUGAUGGAGUUGUGGUGAUGAACUCGGUAGGAUUACUCGAUAGUAAAUCAAUGAAAGCUGUAGUUACCACAUUUUCAUCCAGUUUCCCCCAAUGCAGAUCAUUUAGCGAUAUCCCUCCUGAAACUAUUCGACCAAACGAACCUUCUAACUUGAUGGUUUUUUGUUAUAUGGCCGAAUCACCUUUAUUAACUUUCCGUGAACCUACUAUCGAAGAUGUCAUGCGUUCUCCUCUCCGAUCUCAUGUCUAUUCUACCUUUUUAUCCAACGAAAUUCCUAUUUCUGAAAUCCUUCAAACUGAAGAUGAAGUUGAUUCUGGGCUUAUGAUCACUUCGGAUAAUCCUUUGAAGGACGAAUGGCAACUUUCGACUUCUAUCUCUAUGUGGUACGCUAUGCGAAAAAUUCUCACACCGGAAAUGUGGAUGGCUUAUUGA
Tremella mesenterica DSM 1558 is the source of this 1938-nucleotide messenger RNA. RefSeq lists its product as uncharacterized. The transcript has 12 exons. The coding region runs from base 1 to 1938 and encodes 645 amino acids. The record is from RefSeq and is a predicted model, not a curated record. NCBI's taxonomy places the organism in Eukaryota, Fungi, Basidiomycota, Tremellomycetes, Tremellales, Tremellaceae.